Messenger RNA from Orussus abietinus, 2416 nucleotides. It is a transcript of the gene mRNA-cap, whose product is annotated as mRNA-capping enzyme. Lineage: Eukaryota; Metazoa; Arthropoda; Insecta; Hymenoptera; Orussidae. Gene Ontology annotation, molecular function: mRNA guanylyltransferase activity; ATP binding; mRNA 5'-triphosphate monophosphatase activity. The transcript is spliced from 4 exons. Gene Ontology annotation, biological process: protein dephosphorylation; 7-methylguanosine mRNA capping. The coding region runs from base 81 to 2186 and encodes 701 amino acids. The record is from RefSeq and is a predicted model, not a curated record.
GAUAGGUCGCUUUCUCUUGUGACGACAGACCCGACAGCCAAUGGCAAGGCUCCGUCUAGUUAUUCAGUGCGUCACAGUCGAUGACUCUCUUCCCGCAAUUACGUAGUCCGUGGCGCGCGACAAGGAAAUUGACUGCUGAAACGCGAAUGCACAAUGGAUGCCGUCGACAGUUGUCGACGCCAGAGGUUCGCGUUCUUCCCCGGAUUCUUGGCUCGAUAAUCGCGGAGGACUUCCGGCUGACUCGUGUGCGUCGUGACACGCGCGACAACGACGUCGCCGAGAAGAGUGAGCCGGAGUUUCCUCGCGCCCCAUCGAGCGGACGUCGAUCCGAGCUGGUUGAGCGAUCGGACAAACUCACCGAUGGAUUAGUUAAAAGUAGGAGACUGAUCGUAACACUCCUCAAGAUGACAGACUGGAACAGAAGCCGAGGCGGGAUACCACCUCGUUGGUUACACUGUCCCAGGAAGGCUAUCAGACUCAUCCAGAACAAAUUCUUAGCGUUUAAGACUCCCUUAUGCUCGGCGUUUGACAACCAGGUACCCGAGGAAUGCCGCUUCAAUGUUGAAAUGCUCUUCUCGUCUCUGAAGAGCCAGCGGCUCAAGCUCGGGCUAUGGAUAGAUUUGACGAACACUUCCAGAUUCUACAAUAAAAAGGAGAUCGAGGAUCAUGGCUGCAAGUACCUGAAACUGCAAUGUGCAGGUCAUGGCGAGACGCCGAAUUUAGAGCAGACAAAGCUCUUCAUUCAGGUCUGCAAGAAUUUUAUUUCCCAAAACCCAUUGGAGAUACUUGGCGUGCACUGCACACACGGCUUCAAUCGGACUGGCUUCCUGAUUAUAAGCUACUUGGUAGAGACCGACGGAACUAGCGUAGAUGCUGCUUUAGCGGAGUUUGCCACGUCCAGGCCACCAGGCAUCUACAAAGCAGAUUAUAUUCAAGAACUGUUUAGACGAUAUGACGAUGUUGACGAUGCUCCGCCACCUCCUCCAAAACCUGCGUGGUGUUUGGAAUAUGACGACGCUAAUAUCGAGGACAUCGACGAUGGUCUUGGUGAGCCUUGUGGUGAUACCUCGAGCGACGAGCCCCAUAAUAAAAGGAGGAAACGAGAGCACAACGUUCGGAAUCCUAUUUUCAUGGAUGGAGUGCCAAGCGUUACUCCUUUAACGGAGAUGGCUAAAAUUAGUGGAAUUCAACGACGAGUCCAGGAAAUGUGCUCCUGGCCGCAUUCCGGCUUCCCAGGCUUGCAGCCUGUUUCAAUGGACACUGUAAACAUCAAGCUGCUGCAUGAGAAGCCAUACAGAGUGUCGUGGAAGGCCGAUGGUACUAGGUACAUGAUGCUCAUACAAGCUGACGGGGAUAUAUACUUCCUGGACCGAGACAACAGCAUCUUCCAGGUGCAGGGCCUAACCUUCCCACAUCGCACCGACCUGAACAGACGUCUAAAAGACACGCUGCUCGACGGGGAAAUGGUGAUCGAUCGAGUUAACGGCAAGGAAUAUCCGAGGUAUUUGGCGUACGACGUAAUAUGGUACGAUGGGAAGGAUGUCAGUAAGCUGGCAUUCCACCCAAACAGGUAUGACAUCAUCGAACGAGAAAUUAUGGGAGCCCGGUACCGAGCCUUCAAGGAAGGUAGGCUGCGCAGGGAACGCGAACCUUUUUCGGUGAGACAGAAGCAGUUCUGGGACGUGACGCAGACAGGGAGCCUGCACGGGGAGAAGUUUGUCAAGCAGCUGGGCCAUGAGCCCGAUGGCUUGAUCUUCCAGCCUGCAAAGGAGCCCUACACACCUGGACAGUGUCCGGACGUUCUAAAGUGGAAGCCGGCCUCUCUUAAUUCGGUCGACUUCAAGCUGAAGAUUGUGACUGAAUCAGGGGCUGGGAUUCUGCAACAAAAGAUUGGCCAGCUCUUUGUCAAAGGACUUAACGUGCCCUAUGGCUGCAUGAAGUUCACCAAGGCGAUCCGAGAACUGAAUAACAAGAUCAUCGAGUGCAAAUUUGAGAACGGCUCGUGGGUCUUCAUGAGAGAGAGGACCGACAAGUCAUUCCCUAAUUCUCUGAAUACCGCUGAGUCGGUGUGUCAGAGCAUCAAGGACCCUGUGACGAUAGAACGCCUGCUGAGAUUCAUCGAGACCGAUAGGUUUCUCCAGGACGAUUCGGAUCUGAUGCCGCCACCUAACAAGAGGCGCAGGUGACAGGACGUGUUGAGUUAAAGUGAUCAAAGUGGAUUCCACAGUGCCCCCCCCCUGAGUGGUUCCCCCCUGUGUGUUUCGAGCAGUCGGAUCGUGCGAGUUAACCUCAAAAUCUCCCUUUAUAUCCUGUUUAAUCUGGGAUUAUGAAUUUUCUCGAUGUGUAGAUUAGAGUUUAAGGCGGUACAGAUGUAACACGUUGCUCGGAGCGUUAAAUAAAGGAAAUUUACAUUCUA